UGGGGGCGGGAUCAGUCGUCCGCUCGACCUGCUCGGUGUGCAGCCGUCUGCCCUGCGUCGCCGCCGCUCUCCGGUCUUAAUUUCGCCGUGAUGUCGACCGCUAUGAACUUCGGGACCAAAAGCUUCCAGCCGCGGCCCCCAGACAAAGGCAGUUUCCCGCUGGACCACUUCGGUGAAUGUAAAAGCUUUAAAGAAAAGUUCAUGAAGUGUCUCCGUGACAAGAAUUAUGAAAAUGCUUUGUGCAGAAAUGAAUCUAAAGAAUAUUUAAUGUGCAGAAUGCAAAGGCAGCUGAUGGCACCGGAACCACUAGAGAAGCUCGGCUUUAGAGACAUAAUGGAGGGGAAGCCAGAGGCAAAGGAGGACUGUUGAGAAGGAAACCACAGGGCUGUUUCCCCUGCCUGGAGCAGAGCUGAGCCCUUCUGCCCACAGUGCAGGGAGACCUGAGACUCAGCCUGUGCUGCCCAGUGCAGGGGCUCUUCGUGAGGAUGGUAGAACAUGCCACUUCCUUUCCUGACCUCGGUUCCCCUCCAGAGAGUGUGUUUUUCUUCCUUCUGUGUAUGUCACAGGAUUCGUCGGGGCUGAACACUGCGGUGAUUUGAUAUCCCGCCCAGUGUGGCCAUCACACCACAGAGCCCUGGACAGCAUUCCACAGUGACUCAGCCUGUCACAGACCCGAGUCCUCACACCAGAACCUGCCAGUGAAACCAGACAGCGAAAUGCUCACAGACACGCACGCCAGCUUGCUUCCCUUUCUCUGUCUUCUCUCCUUUGAACAAACCUGGAAUACAAAGUAGGAAGUGAGAAAUGGUUUGGCUUUUGACAUAUUUGACCUCUUGUUUUAAGUGUUUUGAGACAGACUGCCUGUGUAGCCAAGGAUAGCCUCGAACUCUUGAUCCUUCUGCCUCUGCGUCUGCGUUACUGGGGAAUGGAAGCAAGGGCUCCCUGCAUGCUGGGCAAGCCCUCUAUGGCUGAACCAUGUCUCUAAUGCCUCUAGCACAGUUUCCUGCUUUUUAAGUUGCAUAUUAUUUAUUUAUUUAUUUAGAGUCUCUCUCUUUCUCUUGUGCUCGCUCGCUCUGUGUGUGUGUGUGUGUAUGUGUGUAUGUGUGUAGUGUGUAGGUGGGCCAGAGGACAACUUAGAGGAGUCCAAUCUCCCCUUACACAAGUGAGUGUCUCAGGGAUUGAACUCGCAUCACCUGGCUUGGUAGACUUCCCAGCGCAGCUUCCCUUUUCCCAGUCUAGCAGCAGGUGGCUUUUUGUUUUCUGGUCAUCUCAAAUUGUUUCUAAACCUAGCUUUUCCUUUCAGUAACCGUGCAUGCCUGCACAGGGCAGGGCAGCCGUGCCUUGGGAGCCUUGGGAGCUGGGCUAGGAUCUGUUCCUUUUCCACUUUUGCACCAUGUUACUGUAACAUGGUGUUUCUGUGUUUAUGGGUGCUGGCUUGAGACCCUUGGGUGUCGAGCACUGACCCUGUACUGUGAACACCACACAGGGCUGAGCUGUGGCUUAACCCAGGCCAUCCUCAGAGCUGCCUGCAGGUUGUUUAAACACCCCGGUGCCUUCGUGCUGAGGCAGGUGAGUAGGGGCUUCUACUGUGUGCAGGGAUCCAAAGACACCAGCAGAAUGCCAGUACCAGGUGCCAGCAGCCUCCAGUGCCCUCUGAUAUGUGUCUUCCUAGAGCUGUGGGAGAAGGGUCAUCCCACACUGCUUGUCCUGGCUCCUGUCUGACUGAUGAAGGGUGGAAGGAUGGGGGGCAGGGAGGGGGGCUGGUAUUGUGGCAUACAUCUUUAGCACUCAGGAGGCAAAGGCAGGUGGAUAUCUGUGAGUUUGAGGUCAGCCUCAUCUACAGGGCAAGGUGUAGGACAGCCAAGACUACAUAGAGAAACCCUAUGGAGAUGGGGAGUGGAUGGGAGAGAGAGACAGCAUUGAGAAGAGGACUCAGCAUAUUUAUGUUGGUCUUAGGCAGCAACUCUGGUAUUGCAAGGCUACUGCGGGGUCUGCUGAUCCCCUCAGUACAGUUUACCCUUGCCCCACUGGAUGGGCAUGUCUUAGUGCCCUGUGUUGUUACACAGAAAGGCCUCCCCACAGUCAUGUCGACCGGGGUCUGCUUGUUUGCACACACUUGCUUAGCCCAGCCACAGAGUGCAGGGCAGCACUGCUUCAUGUGCACCACGUUUCACAUUCGGGCCUUGGUUUUAAUCCCCCAAUGCUGGUGUCACCCCAGCAGUGGUUACAAUUGCAGUGUUAGAGCAGCCAAGGUCACUCGCUAGAACACAAGGUGCAUGGUGAGCACUCUGGUGUGACUGAGCCAUCUCCUCAGCCAUUUUGUUGCAUUUGAUUUAUGGAGAGAGGGUUCACUCUGUAGCCAAGGCUGGUCUUGAACUCCACUUCCACCUCCCAAGUGCCAGAGUUAAGUUCAGAGACCUGUCAUUUCCCAAGCCUUUGAUGUAUCUCGUCAGCAAAUGACAAAAUGAACUACUUAACAGCCAAGAGUGGCUGAGUUUUAACCUUCCAGCACAUCAUGGUGGCUCCAUCCAUGAGUGCUCCACUGUCCACCUGUCCCCACCGAGAUGCCAGGAAUGCAGCAUCGCAACGUUGAUGUCUUUGGGGGCUGGAGUUGGAGGAUACUUGGUUCCUUCCUGGAAUCUUCACAAUUACAUUUUAUAACAAGUGUACAUCACUUUUAUAGAAACUAUAAAAUCCUUACUUGAAGGGAA
Mastomys coucha (southern multimammate mouse) is the source of this 2711-nucleotide messenger RNA. Its product is annotated as cytochrome c oxidase assembly protein COX19. Gene Ontology annotation, biological process: mitochondrial respiratory chain complex IV assembly. Lineage: Eukaryota; Metazoa; Chordata; Mammalia; Rodentia; Muridae. The coding region runs from base 91 to 369 and encodes 92 amino acids. The record is from RefSeq and is a predicted model, not a curated record. Gene Ontology annotation, cellular component: mitochondrial intermembrane space. The transcript is spliced from 3 exons.